Botrytis deweyae is the source of this 1248-nucleotide messenger RNA. RefSeq lists its product as uncharacterized. The transcript has 3 exons. The record is from RefSeq and is a predicted model, not a curated record. NCBI's taxonomy places the organism in Eukaryota, Fungi, Ascomycota, Leotiomycetes, Helotiales, Sclerotiniaceae. Gene Ontology annotation, cellular component: cytoplasm; membrane. Bases 1 to 1248 code for a protein of 415 amino acids.
AUGGAUGGAGACCCUGCUGUUGAGAAUGAGCUCGACUCUUUCAGUCGCACUCUUCCCUUACCAUAUAGAGUUGCAUUGAUCAUCGUAUUAGGAGUCUGGGCUUGGGGCGCAAAUCUUCAUUAUCUUUCAAUUGUUAAAAUUAAUGUUCCCUCACUCAUCCAAUACCCACAACGAGCUUCUCCACGGACUGAUCCUCCGCAUCAUCUGUCUGCGUAUCGACUUGCUACUUAUCUCACAAUCCCUCUUGUCCUCUCAAUCCUCCUUUUCUGGGCACUUUCCCACCGCGACCCAGCUCUAGUAAUCUACUAUGACUUUCUUCCGAUAACUUACAUUUGUCUUCUCUUCCUCGCAUUUCUGGUUCCCUUACGCCGCGCAUCUUACUCUGGUCGUCUUCAUUUUCUCUCCGCCCUCAAGCGUGUUUCAAUUGGCGGUCUCGCUCUUCCCAAUGAAGGCAAAUUUGGCGACAUUCUCCUGGCUGAUGUUCUCACCUCCUAUGCGAAAAUUAUAGCCGACCUUUUCGUCUCUUUUUGCAUGUUCUUCACCCCUUCUGGCAGCGCAACUUCUCGGCCUGAUCGCGGUUGCGGCGGACAAUAUCUCGUCCCUAUUAUGAUCGCGAUACCCUCACUCAUUCGUUUCCGGCAAUGCAUAAUUGAAUACCUACGAGUUAAGAAUUCACGUUCAUCGACUUCUGGAUGGGGUGGUCAACAUUUAGCCAAUGCGCUCAAGUAUUCCACGGCGUUCCCUGUGAUAAUAUUCUCCGCUAUGCAGCGAAACCUCUCCGUAAAUGAAACCUCGAUAAACAUCACCACAACAACACUCUAUCGAUUCUGGCUACUAAGCGUACUCAUCAACUCUCUAUACUCUUUCUACUGGGAUGUGACUAAAGACUGGGACCUCACUCUCCUGAUUCCGUCAUCAAAAAACACAGCCUCUUACCCUCUUCGACCUCGCCUAUAUCUCCCUACACAGGAGCUCUACUACAUCGCUAUCCUUUUUGAUUUCCUCCUCCGUUUCACAUGGUCUCUCAAACUCUCUCCUCAUCUUGACCACUUUGCCGAUUUUGAAAGCGGUAUUUUCUUAUUAGAGGUAUUGGAAGUCGUUAGGAGAUGGAUGUGGAUAUUCCUGAGAGUAGAGACAGAAUGGGGACGAGAAAAGGAAAAGGGCAAUGCAAAUGGAUUGCUAGGUGGCCCAGGAGUGGACGAUGUUCUGUUAGGCGAUUAUAGGGAUGAGGAUGACUAUAGUGAUUAA